Molecule: messenger RNA, 477 nt
Organism: Symbiodinium natans
Lineage: Eukaryota; Dinophyceae; Suessiales; Symbiodiniaceae
Source: the annotation of a GenBank genome assembly
AUGGAACUCUACCCUGGCGGAGACCUCUUUGAGCAAGUGAUGAAGCAUGGGCCCAUGAAGGAAGCAGACAGCGCUGAAGUGAUGCUUGGGCUGCUGUCCGCUUUAGCACAUGUCCAUAGCCUGGGCAUCGUGCACCGCGAUGUGAAAUGCGAAAACAUCUUGAUUGCUGAGAAUCGAGCGAUUCUCGCUGAUUUCGGCAUUGCUGCGAGCCUCGCAGAUACUGGAGCAAUGGACAAGAGAGUUGGUUCCCCUGGCUACGCGGCGCCUGAGGUUCUGACGGGCGAGCCGUACAGCGAGAAGAUUGAUGUCUUUGCCGCUGGCGUCGUGCUGUACUAUUGCCUGUCUGCUGUUCUUCCAUUUGCAGACAGCAGUGUCGAGAAAAUUCUUGCUCGCACUGUGCGUGCUGGCCUCAGACUGACAGUCGUUGCCCUUUUGUGUGAACAAGCCUUGAAACCGCUGAUCGUUGCAGACUUGUAG